AUGGGGUGUGAAGUGCGAGUGGUAUUUUUUGCCGCGGCGAAAGAGUUGGUGGGAUGUCGUGAGGCAUCCUUGAGUGUUCCUAGUAGACUGAGCUUUUCCGAACUGAAGGACAUUUUAUUGGAAAAGUACGAGGCGUUGAAAAUUUUGGAAUCGAAUUUCAUCCUUGCCAAGAACCAGGAAUACCUGGACUUUGAAGGAGACGCACUGGUUGUGUUCAAAUCCGGCGACGAAUUGGCUGUGAUUCCUCCAAUCAGUGGAGGUUAG
Messenger RNA from Notodromas monacha, 264 nucleotides. The record is from the annotation of a GenBank genome assembly. Lineage: Eukaryota; Metazoa; Arthropoda; Ostracoda; Podocopida; Cyprididae.